Molecule: messenger RNA, 3336 nt
Organism: Puma concolor (puma)
Lineage: Eukaryota; Metazoa; Chordata; Mammalia; Carnivora; Felidae
Gene: USP53
Product: ubiquitin specific peptidase 53
Biological process (GO): response to auditory stimulus; protein deubiquitination; sensory perception of sound
Cellular component (GO): cell-cell junction
Molecular function (GO): cysteine-type deubiquitinase activity
Source: RefSeq, a predicted model, not a curated record
AUGGCAUGGGUGAAAUUCUUACGGAAACCUGGUGGCAAUCUUGGAAAAGCUUAUCAGCCUGGAAGUAUGCUGUCCCUAGCCCCUACCAAAGGCUUGUUAAAUGAACCAGGACAAAACAGCUGCUUUCUUAAUAGUGCUGUACAGGUUUUAUGGCAAUUGGAUAUAUUCCGAAGAAGCUUACGGGUUCUAACUGGACAUGUUUGUCAGGGAGAUGCCUGUAUAUUUUGUGCAUUGAAGACAAUAUUUGCACAGUUUCAACAUAGUCGAGAAAAAGCACUUCCUUCGGAUAAUAUAAGACAUGCUCUAGCAGAAAGCUUCAAAGAUGAGCAGCGAUUUCAGCUGGGCCUUAUGGAUGAUGCUGCAGAGUGCUUUGAAAAUAUAUUGGAGAGGAUUCAUUUUCAUAUAGUGCCAAGCAGAGAUGCAGACAUGUGUACCUCUAAAUCUUGUAUCACUCACCAGAAGUUUGCCAUGACUCUGUAUGAACAGUGUGUGUGUCGUAGCUGUGGAGCAUCAUCAGAUCCUCUACCGUUUACAGAAUUUGUGCGGUACAUUUCUACAACAGCCCUAUGCAAUGAAGUGGAAAGAAUGAUGGAAAGGCAUGAACGUUUUAAGCCUGAAAUGUUUGCAGAGUUGCUACAAGCAGCAAAUACAACUGAUGACUAUAGGAAAUGUCCUAGUAACUGUGGCCAAAAAAUAAAAAUUCGCCGUGUUUUAAUGAAUUGCCCAGAAAUUGUUACAAUUGGUUUAGUCUGGGAUUCUGAGCAUUCUGACUUGACUGAAGAUGUUGUUCGGAAUCUAGCAACACAUCUUUAUCUUCCUGGGCUUUUUUAUAGGGUUACUGAUGAAAAUGCCAAAAAUAGUGAACUUCACCUCGUUGGUAUGAUCUGCUACACCAGCCGACAUUAUUGUGCCUUUGCUUUUCAUACCAAGAGUUCCAAGUGGGUAUUUUUUGAUGAUGCAACCGUGAAAGAGGUUGGAACUAGAUGGAAGGAUGUGGUCUCCAAGUGUAUCCGAUGCCACUUCCAGCCACUGCUUUUGUUUUACGCAAACCCAGAUGGCACAGCAGUUUCUACUGAAGAUGCACUUAGGCAGGUCAUCAACUGGUCACAUUAUAAAUCUGUUGCAGAAAAUAUGGGAUGUGAAAAGCCCAUAAUUUAUAAGUCAGAUAAUUCAAAAGAGAAUGGAUUUGGUGAUCAGGCAAAACAGAAAGAAAUUCAGAAAUUUCCAACAGAUAAUAUUUCAUCAUUUAAUCGGAACCACAUUCAAACAAGUGGUGGUAGAGGGCCAGUUAAGUUAAGUCACAAUGAUCAAAGGGAAAAAAUAAAAGACAUUUCCAGAGAAUGUGCUUUAAAGGCCAUUGAACAGAGAAACUUACUUUCGUCACAAAGGAAGGAUUUGGAGAGGGGACCAAGAAAAGAUUUGGGCCGACAUAGAGAUUUGGUUGAUGAAGACCUUCCACAUUUCAAGUCUGGAUCACCUCCUGCCCCAAAUGGCUUUAGGCAAUAUGGAAAUCCACAUCUAUAUCAUAGUCAAGGAAAAGGACCAUACAAGCAUGACCGAGUUGCCCAUCAGAGUCGAGCUUCUGCACAAAUACUGAGUUCAAGUAAAUCCCAGAUUCUUGCCCCAGGAGAGAAAGUUACUGGCAAAGUUAAGAGUGACAGUGGCACUGGAUAUGAUACAGACAGCAGCCAAGAUUCUAGGGAUAAAGGAAGCAGUUACAGUGGCAGCAGUAAAAGCCGGAACCGUGGUUGGAAACCCAUGAGGGAAACAUUAAAUGUUGAUAGUAUUUUUAAUGAAAGUGAAAAAAGGCAACAUAGUCCAAGACAUAAAUCAAAUAUCAGUAACAAACCUAAAUGUAGCAAAGAUCAGAGUUUUAACAAUUGGCCAAAGGAGAACCCAAAGCAGAAAUGUUUAAUGACCAUAUACGAAGAUGAAAUGAAGCAGGAAAUAGGAGGCAGGAGUUCCCUUGAAUCAAAUGGAAAAGGAGCAGAGAAAAAUAAAGGCCUCAAAGAGACUAAAGUUUAUGGUGACAAUUGGCAGAUGCAGAGGACUGAGUCUGGAUACGAAAGUAGUGAUCAUGUCAGUAAUGGAUCUGCUAAUUUGGAUUCACCUGUUAUCGAUGGAAAUGGUACAGUAAUGGAUAUCAGUGGUGUUAAAGAAACAGCAUCCUGCAGUGACCAGGUUAAAACAAGCAACCUAAAUGUAGAAUAUAUCAACUGUUCCUCCCAACAGAGCAAAAACUACUUGGAAGGCUUCAGAAAAGAACUCAAGAAUUUGGAAGUAGGCUGUAAAUCUCCUGAGUUCCACCCAGAGUCACAUCUACAAAUAAAAAAUCCUUUGAUAAAGAGGUCACAUAUUAUAUAUGAAACGAAUGGAAAGUUGUUCCUUUCGUCAGGUCCACAGAUACUGAAGGACACUGCAGCAAGAGAGCAUAUCCACCAGUCAAAUGAACAGAAACUUGAAACAGCAAGUGAAUGCAGAUUUUCUGAGUGGCUUAAUACAGAAAAUUCUGAGAGAACAGGUUUACUUCUUCACAUUGAUGAUAAUUCUGCUUCUGGAAAGAUAAUGAACAGUAAUGAAAUAGUCUUACCAUCUUCUUUGUGGUCCUCACACAUGAGACCUGUCGGGUUAAAGCCAGAAACUGCUCCCCUCAUCGAGCAGCAAACUAUGAUGGAACAGUGUUCCUCUGAGAAGUCUCUAUCCAGGGAACAUAUAAUUCAGUCAGCCUGCAGAUCUGAUGGUCAGAUGCCAAACCUCGUUAGCCAUAAUCCGCCUCCUUUGCCACCAAAGAAAUAUGCUAUAACCAGUGUGCCACAGUCAGAGAAAAAUGGUUCCACACAUAAUGUCAAACUUACAGAGACAUUUAAAGCUAAUUCUUUUAGUCUUCCAAAGCACAGUUUAAGUCCGGAUCCAGAACCAGGUUCAGAAGUGGGUACAUACAUGAAUGAUGAAAGACUUAAGGAAACAUUUCAAGUAAAAGAGCAUGUUGGCAACACACCAAACUACCUGUCCGGCUCUUCAACUAAAGAUUUUCAGGCAGACUUGGGUACAGUUGUUGAUGAGUUUUACCAACCAGAAAUAGACUCUAGUUCUACUUGUCCAAAUGAGACCAUUUCAUUAACUACCUAUUUUUCAGUUGAUAGCUGCAUGACUGAUACAUACAGACUGAAAUACCAUCAGAGACCCAAGCUCUAUGUUCCGGAGAGCAGUGGUUUUUGUAAUGAUAAUUCGCUAUCCCAGAGUGAAAGAGGGCUAGGACCGGUGUUACACAAUAGUCUUGGUUCAAACUGCCCUUCUGAGCAAAGAUAUAAACCUAGUAUACAUUGUAGUAGAUAA